Molecule: messenger RNA, 2358 nt
Organism: Penicillium brevicompactum
Lineage: Eukaryota; Fungi; Ascomycota; Eurotiomycetes; Eurotiales; Aspergillaceae
Exons: 2
Coding region: 1-2358 (785 amino acids)
Biological process (GO): tricarboxylic acid cycle
Cellular component (GO): mitochondrion; cytosol
Molecular function (GO): aconitate hydratase activity; 4 iron, 4 sulfur cluster binding
Source: RefSeq, a predicted model, not a curated record
AUGAUGCGAAACUCCUUCUCCCGGGUCGCGCAAGCGCCUGGAGCACGAAUCUCGAAUGCGACGCGGCGAUACAAUCAUAACCAGCCGAUUCUUGGAGUCAACUACACCAAGCAGAUUGAAACGCUCAGUCUGUUGAAGCGCCAAUCCCAAAGACCAUUGACGUUGACCGAGAAGCUCCUCUACAGUCACCUCAUCACCGGUGACAAGGAAUGGGAUCUGGAGACUAUCGAGCGCGGCAAGACAAUUUUGGAGCUGAGGCCCGACCGGAUUGCCUGUCAUGAUGCGACUGCAACAAUGGCUCUCCUGCAAUUUAUUAGCGCAGGCCUCCCUCGGGUGAUGGCGCCCACAACAGUACACAGUGAUCAUUUAAUCAUUUCAGAGAAAGGUGCCUCCGAAGACUUGUACCGUGCAGCCUCUGAGCAUGCAGAGGUAUAUGACUUCCUGAGCAGCGCUUCAAGGAAGUACGGUAUUGGUUUCUGGAAGCCUGGAUCCGGGAUCAUUCACACUGUGAUCUUCGAGAACUAUGGAGUCCCCGGCGGACUGAUUAUUGGAACUGACUCGCAUACGCCGAACGCAGGUGGCCUGGGGAUGUUUGGAAUUGGAGUUGGCGGCUCAGACGCCGUGGACGCAAUGUCAGGGAUGCCGUGGGAACUGGUCGCCCCGAAGGUGAUUGGUGUCCAUCUCACUGGCCAGCUCAGUGGAUGGACAUCAACCAAGGAUAUCAUUUGCAAGUUGGCUGGUAUAUUAUCAGUCUCUGGCGGGAAAGGUUCAGUGAUUGAGUUCUUCGGCCCAGGGACUGAGACUUUGGGAGCGACUGCCAUGGCUACUAUCUGCAAUAUGUCCGCAGAGAUUGGCUCAACAUCGUGUAUCUUCCCGUACUCUGAAGCUAUGGGUCGCUACCUUGGUGCCACAAACCGUGAUUAUGUAUCCAAGGCCGCUCUUGGGGUCAAGGAGACCCUCUUGACAGCCGACGAGGGCUCAGACAACUACUAUAACCAGGUUAUUGAGAUUAACCUCGACACACUCGAGCCACACAUCAACGGGCCUUUCACGCCAGACCUGGCUCAUUCUAUCUCCGAGCUGAAGGGCGUCGUUACCGAAAAAGACUGGCCAACAAAUUUGAGCCAUGCCAUGGUGGGAAGCUGUACCAACAGCUCCUACGAGGAUCUUGAUAAGACUCGACAGCUAGUCGCUCAGGCAAAACGAGCUGGGGUUGGAAAAUUCAAGGUUCCUUUCCUGCUGACCCCUGGAAGUGAACAAAUCCGCGCCACUGCAGAAGCAGAUGGGAUCUUGGAUGAGCUUCGGGAGGCCGGUGCUGUUGUGCUUAGCAGCUCAUGUGGCCCCUGUGUUGGAUCUUGGGACCGAAAAGAUGUGGACGUCAAAGGGAAAGAGAAGAACUCGGUCAUCUCGAGCUAUAAUCGCAACUUCAUCGGUCGUCAUGACAGCAACCCUUCCACGCAUUCCUUUGUCACUUCGCCAGAGAUGGUUACUGCAUUUGCGUACUCAGGACGUCUUGACUUCAACCCCUUAACCGAUAGCAUCCCCGUUGGAGAAUCAUCAUUCCUGUUCCAACCCCCCACAAAUCGCGAGCUCCCCGCCCAUUUCGAGAGUGGAAAAGACACCUUCCAAGAGCCACCCUCCGACGCAUCCGGAUUGUUCGUUGCGGUGAAUCCCGAAUCAGACAGACUUCAGCUUCUCACGCCCUUCAACGCAUGGCAGCCAAAAUGCGCCGAAAAGAUGGAGCUUUUGACCAAGGUAGCUGGCAAAUGUACCACUGACCACAUCUCCCCGGCUGGUCCAUGGUACAAGUACCGAGGCCACUUGGAGAAUAUCAGCAACAAUAUGCUCACAACCGCAACAAACGCAUUCCUGCCCAACACCCCACAAAACUUGGGUCACACACGCAACCCCGUGACAGAUCAAGUCCAAGUCGUCCCUGAGGUCGCACGGGAGCUGCAGAAUCUCGGUAUCCGCUGGUGUAUUGUUGGGGACCAUAACUAUGGAGAGGGUAGCUCACGCGAGCAUGCAGCCUUGGAGCCGCGUUUCCUUGGAGGGGUUGCUGUUAUUGCCCGUUCCUUUGCUCGUAUCCAUGAGACCAAUCUCAAGAAGCAGGGUAUGCUUCCCUUGACGUUCGAUGACCCGGCCGACUAUGAUCGGAUUGCAGAAGGUGAUCGCAUCACACUAGUCGGUGUCGAAGAUGGGGAGUUCCAGCCUGGGAAGCAGGUUGUUAUGGAGGUUGAGCCGCGUCAAGGUCAAGCUUGGGAGGCUCUGUUAAAUCACAGCUAUCACCCGGGCCAGAUUUUUUGGCUUCGUGCUGGAAGUGCAUUGAACCACAUCAAGGCCACUUUGCUCCAGUAA